Molecule: messenger RNA, 996 nt
Organism: Arabis nemorensis
Lineage: Eukaryota; Viridiplantae; Streptophyta; Magnoliopsida; Brassicales; Brassicaceae
Source: the annotation of a GenBank genome assembly
AUGGGGAAUUCAAAUUCGAUGUGUGGGUGUAAAAGAGUUUACAACAACAAGAAAACUCCAAAAGCUAGUUUUGUUGGCAAGAACUCAUCUCACGAUGGUAUUAAAACAAUUGAAGCAGUUAAGAGAUGUAGCUUUUCUAGAAAAUCAGAUCUUUGCAUCCGUGUCAUCACAUGGAACACGAAUGGAAAGGUUUCGUAUGAGGAUUUUCUUGAGCUUCUUGGCGAAGACAGGAAGUUUGAUUUGCUUGUCGUUGGCUUGCAAGAGGCUCCCAAAACCAAUGUUGUUCAAUUUUUGCAGACAGCAACAUCUCCAACUCACGAGCUUCUUGGGGAAGCGAAAUUACAAUCCAUCCAGCUAUAUCUGUUUGGUCCCAAGAAUUCACAAACACUAGUAAAAGAAUUAAAGGCAGAGAGACAUUCAGUAGGAGGUUGUGGAGGUUUGAUUGGAAGAAAAAAAGGGGCCGUGGCUAUUCGUGUUAACUUCGAUGAUAUCACAAUGGUUUUCAUCUCUUGUCAUCUCUCUGCUCAUGCGAAGAAAGUGGAUCAAAGAAACAGAGAAUUGAGACACAUAUCAAAGUCACUAUUAUCAAGAGACAAAAGCACAUGUGACCUCAUUGUUUGGCUUGGAGAUCUCAACUACAGGAUCCAAGAUGUCUCUAACCGUCCUGUUCGAUCACUUAUCCACAACCAACUUCAGUCUGUUCUUGUGAGCAAAGACCAACUCCUGCGAGAAGCUGAGAGAGGCGAAAUAUUCAAUGGCUACUCUGAAGGAACUCUAGGUUUUAAUCCGACGUAUAAAUACAAUGUUGGUAGCAGUGACUACGAUACAAGUAAUAAAGUGAGGGUUCCAGCUUGGACAGAUAGGAUCUUGUUUAAGAUCCAAGAUACUGACAAUAUUCGAGCAACUCUUCACUCUUAUGAUUCCAUUGACCAAGUUUAUGGUUCUGAUCAUAAACCCGUGAAAGCGGAUCUUUGUUUAAAGUGGAUCCACAACUAG